Messenger RNA from Arthroderma uncinatum, 456 nucleotides. RefSeq lists its product as uncharacterized. Lineage: Eukaryota; Fungi; Ascomycota; Eurotiomycetes; Onygenales; Arthrodermataceae. Bases 1 to 456 code for a protein of 151 amino acids. The record is from RefSeq and is a predicted model, not a curated record. The transcript is spliced from 2 exons.
AUGGCUCCACAGUACAGCCACACAGCCCUUAACCCGCGCGUGUCCCCCAAGAUUAAAUGGGAUGACUAUAUGAAGCUCUUUAUAUGCAUCCUGUAUCGAGUCUACGUCGCCAAUUGGGCGAAGUUUACUCGGCUCUUCAACUACGCGUUUGCAGAGAGUCUUCUGGCGGCGGGGUUCACAGAUGGCACGAGAGCAGGGCCCCUGGUAAGCCAGGUCAGCCAUCUCAAACACUGGAAGGACCGCAUCUGGACGCGUGUUUAUGAUACCCACCCGAAUCAAUGGGUGAGGCUGGCCAUGUUUGUCGAGACGAUUGAGCUUGUCGCGGAGCGGGGUCAUAUUCGCCUAACCGUCUGUAGUGGGAUUGAUAUUCAACGUCUAGAGGAAUGUGGACAGGACAUUGCGGACUACCAAUACCCGACGGCUCUUCAAUUGAUCCAAGAAUCGUCUCUGGAUUAA